Messenger RNA from Phytophthora sojae, 162 nucleotides. RefSeq lists its product as hypothetical. The annotation marks the transcript as partial. The transcript has a single exon. Lineage: Eukaryota; Oomycota; Peronosporomycetes; Peronosporales; Peronosporaceae. The record is from RefSeq and is a predicted model, not a curated record.
UUCCUGGCGUACUUUCGCCGAUGCUGGGAUAACUGCAGCGAUCGCUGGAGUAACUAUGGACGUCGUCAACGAUUUACUGCUGGUAACAUCACGACCAAUCGGAUUGAGUCUAGUUGUGGUCAGAUCAGACAGCUUUUCCGGAGAAAAUGCAGCAUGUUCAAG